AUGCGACCCCCGGGUCUCACCAAGCGCGUUUUCGAACACGCCGCACUUCCUCCUCAGCUGCCUGGUAGUCAUGAUGAAACCAUCGCCGAGGUGGAGGCCAGCCUCAUAGUCCGCAUGCUCAACGCAACGGACACCAUGAGAGAUUUUGAACCUGACUCAAAUCUGUGGGACAAUCUGAAACGAUCUUUAAAUGCUUGCAAACAUAUCCAUGUAAAUGGCUCUAUCGACAAGGCACAGCUCAUACAGAGUCUCCAAGAGAUCAGCCCAGAAAACAUGGUCAUAUUGCAUAUCAGGGAGCAGAAUGCUGGCUUACUGAUAAGGCAGGAACUGAGUAAUGACGAACAAUCUGUUGUCUUCGAGGCCUUUGAAGCCUCUCCCAGGUCGGAAAAUGUGUUAGCCUCUCAGAAUGCGUUGUUGUGUGAUUUUCCAGACGCCGCAGCCGCUAUGCCCCUAUCUCGCUUCCAGAAGGAUAGCUUCAUUGAGAGUCUCGCCUCGUUCCUAGUGCAGGCUAGCGGAGAGUUUAUCGAACACUUUGCCCCUCGAGCUAAAAAGGCAGGAGCUUCAGUCGUGGAAACUCGGAACACGGUGGAUCCAGCCCUCAUACGUGAAAUGCUGAUUACCUUGGUUGAAGGUGUGGGCGAGCCGUUGUCUCCUCCUAUACUGCAAAAGCGUGUCAGGGAUGAGGUGAACUGGAAAAGGUCCGAGAAGCCUUGGAGAAGAAGCCCUUUUUGGCUCGUUCUUCGAGUCUGUAUUCAGCGACACCUGACUCUAGGUUGUUCGCCAUCGGAGGGUCGCAUAAGGUACAAGUUGCUCCAGUGCCUGUUCCACGCUCAGUUGCUCCAUGACGCAGUGGACGACCUCAGCAUUGAAAGCUGCCAUUUUAUGCGUGCUAAGAUCUGUCGACGGCUCGCCAAGCUUGAAUCAGAGUUUGAAGGUGUACCUUCCUUCCUUUCUACCAACUACCGCAACCUAUUCGACAUGGUUGGAUGUUUCUGUGAGGAAGAGAUCCGGAAGGCAUCAAGUCACAUGGAACGCACAUGGGAUACAUUCAAGAAAUCCACAAUACGACAGAUACCCGAACUACCGUGUCACGCCAGUGAAGGGGACUUGCGCUUGACUUUACCUAACAGCCUCCCAUACCUGCAGAGUGUGCUCAGUAGCCACGCCAAACACAUUGCAGGCCAAGGUAAUCCGAAGUCUCGGAAGAACCCGUUCUAUGACACUAUGGCAACAGCGGCGAUAUCACAUGCACAGGUAUUCGCACAAAAACAUUUCGAUUUGGCAGAAUGCGAGAUGGGGCUUGAGACGCUGGCAAAUUCCACCCCCGUUUCAUGCGCAGAAAACUGUAUACGUCUAGGCAGAUCAAUUCUUGCGUAUAUUGACAAGGAUCCGCUCUGUGCCUAUUUCCAUACCAUCGAACAAAGAAGCCUGAUGGUACUCUCGGUUUUCGAGGCCUGGGUUGGCAUGGAUAUGUCUGCCUUGGCCAGAUUUCCCUUACUGAAAGACUAUCAUUCCGGAUUCCGUCCGGAAAUUCUCGACGUCCUCCAUAUUUCUCGGCUUCGAGAUAUGGAAAGGCUACAAAAGGUGCAGAGAUAUCUGGACACGCGCCAGAAUCAGUGUCGCUUGAUUGCGAAGACAAUAUUUUCUGAUCCGUGUAAAGAGUGCUUUGCAGUCCACUUCUUCGAUACCGAGGACGGCAUACCACUGCAGAAGCUGAAAUGUGACAUCGAACGGGCUUCAGAUAUUGCAAAGAAAGCCAAAGAAAGGGAACUGAGGAAAUUGAAUGCAAGACAUGGAGAGGUGGACAAAGAGAUGGCUGCUCUCACGUGCUGUUCCAGACCUAGACGUUUGUGCAAGACAUGCGAUUGCAGAUAUUGCGUGUUGAAGCGGGAACGGAAGAAGCUGCGGAUUACGAUCCAUGAGGACUAUCUCCCUCGAAGUGAUUCUGAGUACCAUGAUGCGCAACAAAAAGCAAUUCUCCUCGAGCUUGCCAUGCCAGAGAGUUUGGCUGUGUAUCGUGAUGUUACGUGGAAGAUUGCCAGCUUGCUUGGAACCGAUCCCAGGAACUCGUCAUCGCGGGACUCACCCAAAGCAAAGCUGAAAGAUUACCAGCAAUUGUGGAGUUAUAGAAAGUCUGGGAUAAGCAUGGCGCUUAGCCUAGCAUCAACAACAAAGUCCUUCCGAGUAGCGCAUUAUAAGAAGGUCAAGAUUCCGACCUCUGAGUCGCAAGUCCUCCUGCCACUCGGACUCAACUUCACAUACUAUGACUGCGGCCAAGAAAGAUGGUGUAGGGAGCUUCCGGGAAGAUAUCGAUGGCGCACCUAUUUGGACUGGACAUCUCCGGCAGAGUUCGGAGCAGAUGCUAAUGGUCCAACCUCGUAUGAGAUCUUAUCCAGCCAGACACGAUGCCCACCACGGUUGACAGUGCAUGAAUUUAUGGCCUAUCAAAAUUUACUGGCUGGUCAUCAUAGACGUUGGCCUUCAAUUUUGCGUGAGCUCGGCUCAUCAAACCUGAAUUUCAACUUGGAAGAAACCAUGCAUAUCAUGAACUAUCUCAGCCUUCACAGCGGCCCAAGAGACACUGAGCUUGAUGAGCGUAUAAAUCAUGUUCUACUUCGAGAUCCCCAUCUCGGUAAUCGAUUGCUAUUACACGUUGAAGAACAUCUAGACAGCAUCUCGCGCAACUGGCGUGAGACAUACCACAUGGAACUCCUGGUGACAAUCAUUCUACGUGUACUCUCGGUGAAAGAGCAGCUCUCAAAGCACACAGCUCGACGGCUUCUGAAAAAGGCUCGAUCCAUAACACUACAUUGGCUUCGAAUGAUACGUCAUGAGAUCCACACGUCAACUCCGGAUGCAUGUGAUGAAAAGCUAACGCUAUAUGCUCUUGUGGGGUCUUUGGCUUGCAAACGAAUGUGCUUUCCUGAUGACCUCGAGGACACAAUUGACCAUGGAGAGUCCUUCACUGCCUAUAUAGAGGCGUCAAUUAUGCUUCAGGACAACCUCCCGUCAGAUAAGUCGAGCCUACCAAGUGUUCUGCAGGGAAUGCUAGUCCGUGACCUGAACAGAAGCUUUGGCCUCAGAAAGGUCCUGCGCAGCGCAAUCGUGACAUCCCCGAGUGGUUUGGAAGCUGCAAUUAAUAAUGUUUGGCCCCAGGAUGCGGGUUGCCCGCGCGAGUAUGGAGCUUGGACGUCACUAACUCACAUACACGAUCAAUGGAUCGUGUCUAGAGUGGCGCCAACCAAACACACGGAUGCACAGGUUGUUCACUAUAAUAUCCUCCAGGGAUACCUGCUCAUUAACAACAAACCUCUCGGUAAGUUACCGAAUGAGCUCCAGGAUGCGCCAAUUGUCCGACAACUUUUUGGAAACCAGAGCUUUUUUGCCUAUCCGUCAGCAUUGCCCGCAAUGACAUACAGACUUCGUUCCCUGUACAACGGGCACGAGAUACACCUCGGGAUGCGAAUGAACAAAAUCAUUAUCCGUGCUCGAACUCGGGAUGCAGUCCUUGAAUUUGUUGAUAAAAAUGUCUUUGUCAAAGACGGAGCAUUCGAUGUUCCUGCACCACUGGUUGAAGACUGUGUUCAUUGGCUUAAUCUGACCACUCAGCAAUUGGAAUUUCGGGGAAAGCCCCAAAUUUGGAUUCCUAACAGACCAGGAAACUGGAUCUUGGACGUGGCGCAGAGACGUGCAACUCGCCGUACCGUGGCUCUGGUAGACCCCUUUGGUCCGCUCUCUGUGAAGGUUAUGAAAAUUUUUAGGGAUUUCGAAGAGGCAAAGCAUAUCACUGUCUUCCAGCCAAGCAGUCACAGAAUAACUGUGGAGUUGAAGAGGAUGAACCUGAGCUUCACUGUGAAUCAAAAGGGCCGCCUUUUCUCCAAAGAGUUACGUUGUGAGGUCUCCCUAGAUCAAGACGCGGGGACUUGGUAUGGGUUAGAGAGCAUGCUUAUCCUACAAGAUGUGCAUAACCCAUCACUGCGAAGUAUCGUGGUUCCUCUUGGGCUGGUCAAAUCCCAGCGCAACGGGCCUCACGUGUCUAUCCAAGUUGUAGGGCCAGAUGGGACUUAUGGGCGAUUCUUGAUUGAUGAUGUUGUCGGCCGCGUUCAGUGCGCGCCAGAGCCACUUCUGAUGUUUACCAAAGCUUUACUGCACGCUUAUACCUCUUUUGUAUUGCCUGACCCUCUCACUAGGAGAACAGGAACCGAGGAAGCAUUAGCACUGCUGUCCUCCGGGACACUUCUACCUUGGGCCGCUCUAAGAGGACCACAACUUGAACUACUCUUGGCUAUUGCACAUCUCUCACCAGGGCGUGUGUACUAUCCCGAUCAUCUGAAGUGCCAGCAGAUGGUACACUGGAACCGUGACUUGACGACCACAAUUCAAGAUGACAAUCUUCAAGACGCGGUUGGAAAAGUUUUCAACAGGCUGAAAAGGUUGGGAAUCUUCAAUAGUGAGCCAUAUCAGCCACCCAAGCUUGACGUCAUGGAUGUUCAUUUGCGUGCGAGAGCCUCGAUUCGCCGCCAAUGUUACGCAAGGCAAUUUACCGAGUCAGAACAUCGAAGCAAUCCGCCAGAUGACAAGUACACUUGGAGUCCAGCCCGGGAGGGAAAAGCCACAGAAAAUGUCUUCGAGGUCGUCCACUUACUGGACAAGCAGCCCUCGUUCAUACACACUACUCCAUCAAUCGCGUCGCUCCUUGAAGUCCCCAUUAUUCAGGGGUAUAACAAGCCAUUCAACCAGACAAUGCUCACAGAGCUACUUCGCACGGAUGUCGCGCAGGAAUGGGGUCCAUUGAUUCACUCAUUCUGCAGACCUCGUGCUCCCUAUAUGACUAUUGACCGCAUAACUUUCAUGUGUGGAGUAAUGGCCUUUGGGUCUGUGGAUAUGGAAAUUCUGCGAUCGGUCGUGGCAUUGGCCUUGGACGACCAUUUCCCGUUAUUGCCAGUGCCCGAACACCAAUGCUAUAGUGACUUCCGCCAACACGAAGAGCCACGCAUCGAAGAAGUGGCGACGAUCAUACGCAAUAGUCAGACACCAUCCAUUGCAAGUCAAAUAGGAGGAAGCGCGGAAGAGGUGGACACAGCAAUAAUCGAGGACCUCGCCAAGCACAUCGUGGCUCAGUGGCCAUGUACUGACCCGAGCUUGGAUGGCCUUGGGAGCCUCCCUGAUGCUUUCAGGGCAGUGAAACUAGUUCGAUCGGAGUGGAGUCGCUUGGUGAGAAACGGUGAUCUCUCCCGGCAUCUGGCCUCAGUCCAGACUCUGCUCGAUGGAAGAUGGGCAAAAUCGAACCCCGAGCGGUUAUCAUCGAUUCGAACGGAGAAAAGAUGGAUAGGAAAACCCAGUGGAUUUUACCACGGUCCGUCGCUUUCACAAAACCUUAUGAGAAAGGCGGCGACGGGUUUCUCUUUACAGUGCGACCGGAAAUACCCCAAUCCACUACCUGGCCGCAUGGCCAGCAGUAGCCCGGGAAAUGAGACCAGGACAAUGACAACCCACUUACCUGAUCAUGAAGAACUCAAGACUAUACUCGGACACAUGACAGCUUCUCCAAGUGCAAUCCGCAGGGAAUACGCAGAAGACCUCCUUGGAAGCUUGGAGGCACUGAGAACGCACGAGCAAAACAGGUCGCAUAAUUUUGUGCCGACUGAUGUUCAGCGAAAUGUUGACAUUGAGAGGGCAAGUGUGGAUGAACAUUACCACGCAAUUUGUGACUUCCUAGCUGCAAACGAUACACAAUUCAAGUGGCUGCAUCUCGGUCAGUUGUGGCCGUGUUUGAGCCCGGCUACCUUACUCCCAAAUAUAAGAUCCACAAGUUCCAUCCGCUUUGGACAAGGUAUGAGAGAAGCAAUUGUUGGAUAUGGAAUUCAGAUCACGCAUUUGCAACGUCUACUUCGCAUGGCAGAUGCCCGCAAGAAGGAGGAUGCUCGGCGGUUCAAGCAGGAAGAACAAAACCGAGGACACGGUAACUGGAGUCCAGAGAAGCAUACCGACUGGUUGCUCUUUGAAAUCGACGCGAAUAUCCUCAUCCGAGACGAGCAAAUUAGUGUGGCUCAAGUGACAAUCUCGCCUGCCUCCCAAUCAAAUUCCGUUCUGCAGAUGAGUAUGGGAAAAGGCAAAACCUCUGUAAUCUUGCCUAUUGUCGCAUGUAGUGUUGCAAAUGGAAAGGCGUUAGCAAGGCUCGUUGUCCCUCGAGCACUAUUGUUGCAGACAGCUCAAAUCCUUCAAGCUCGGUUGGGAGGCUUGGUGGGCCGUGAGAUAUACCACUUACCUUUCUCUCGGAAAACACGUUUGGAUGAGACUACGAUACAGACUUACUGGCAUCUUCAUCGUGACUGUCGAGACCAGAGAAGUAUAAUAAUUACGCAGCCAGACCACAUCUUGUCUUUCAAGCUCAGUGGGCAGCAAGCAUUGGCAGAUAACCAGCUCGAGGCCGCACGUGGCAUGAUAUCUGUGCAAUCAUGGCUUGACAGGUAUUCUCGCAAUAUCGUCGACGAAUGUGAUUUUACCCUGGCUGUAAAGACCCAGCUUAUCUAUCCCAGCGGCACCCAGCUAGCAGUGGAUGGUCAUCCAUAUAGAUGGAAGGUACCUCAGGCGAUACUGGGCUCUCUACAAGCUUACCUCCGAGAAUUGCAGGACUCCUUUCCUCAAAGCAUUGAGGCUUUCUCCCGGCCAUCCGGUGGGUUCCCCUUUGUCUAUAUCCUGAGACCCGAUGCUCAAGAUGCUUUGCAUGAACGUCUAGUUGCUGAGGUUUGUGACGGUGGGAUGAAUUUCUUACCCGCUAUUCACGGGGAAUCAAGGGAUGCGGUCAAAGAGUUUCUUCUGCAGGGUGUCGUCAGCAAAGGUACAGCUGACGUCGCGUAUCAGGCUUUUCAGAGCCAGCCUUCGUCAAUCCAUCUUCUUCACAUAGUGCGUGGGCUUCUGGUGCACGGAAUCCUCUUUCUUUGUUUAAGAAAACGUUGGAAUGUGCAAUAUGGUCUACACCCCACACGAGAUCCCAUUGCAGUUCCUUACCAUGGGAAGGGAAUCCCUUCCGAUCAAGCCGAAUGGGGCCAUCCAGACGUUGCGAUAGUGCUCACAUGUCUAGCAUUUUACUACACCGGUCUUACGGUCGACCAGGUCCGGCAAGCGUUGCGCCGUGUGCUUCAAUCUGACGAUCCAUCUAGCGCGUAUGCACGCUGGACACACCGAUCGACGUCGCUUCCCAAGCCACUCCGUCAGUGGAAUCUGAUCAAUGCCGAUGACGACGCCCAGCUACGGCAGAUGUGGAGCCACCUACGUUACGAGCUCGUUGUUAUCAAUGAUUAUCUCAAUGACUUUGUCUUCCCCGUGCACGCGCGACAGUUUCAACAUAAACUACAGGCCUCGGGAUGGGACAUUCCACGGUUGGCGCUGAACCGUUUAGAUCCAACGCUUACUACUGGAUUCAGUGGAACGAAUGAUAACAAGAAGAUGCUUCCUUUGUCCGUCAAGCAACGGGAUCUACCGGAGUUGUCUCAUACGAAUGCUGAGGUUUUGUCUUAUUUACUUCAGGCGCGGAACAGGAGUUACUUUGUGGCGGCUGAUUCAAGAUUGAAAAGACUCUCCGAAAGAGAAUUUCUACAAAGAUUGAAGGCCCUGAGGAUUCGAAUUUUGAUCGAUGCUGGAGCGCAUAUAUUGGAAUUAGACAAUGAGGGUCUAGUUCGUCAAUGGCUCAGUGUUGACUACGAGGCUCCCGCUGCUGUCUAUUUCAAUAUCGAGAACAGGGCUUCUGUGAUAUACCGCAACGGCAAGCAAGUACCACUCCUUGCAUCGCCAUACGCGGAAAACCUAUCGGAUUGCUUAGUUUAUUUCGAUGAGGCUCAUACCAGAGGGACUGACCUGAAACUCCCGGUGUCAGCACGAGGUGCGCUUACUUUAAGCUUGGCCCAGACGAAGGACCAUACAGUCCAAGCCGCUAUGAGACUGCGACAACUUGGGGACUCACAAUCCGUUAUAUUUGUCGGCUCCCCCGAAGUACAUCAAAGUAUCCUCGAUCACACACAAAAAACAGUGCAGGAGAAGGUAGACUCUAGUGAUGUCAUCAGCUGGCUUCUGGAGCAGACAUGUAAAACAAAUGAGGAACUUCAACCAUUAUACCUCGCUCAGGGCUUUGACUUUUGCAGACGUGAGCAGGCCAGCGUGAGCCACCCUUUGCAUCCGACAUCAGGAAAGCAAAAAACGGCCUACUUGAAAGCACUACUACAGACUGAGCGACAAACACUGGACCAGCUUUACGGACCAGUCCAUGAUCAACAAUCUACUUCCAAUGGGUUUGAAGGAACUGGUUUGCUGCAAGAAUUCUGGGAGGAGUUGACGCGGCAGAGACAGGCACAGACAAGACAGGUUUUAAAUACCACUUCUGCCUUCGAGGAGGUUGAACAAGAAAGGGAGUUAGCUGUUCAGGUUGAGGAAAUACGGCAGCGACAGGAACCAAUCGACCUCCCGACGUACACGUUUCCAGGUUUGAAUUCGGACCUUUUAUUCUUCGCCACGACUGGGUUUUUACGGGGUGAUGAUUGGUACAAGCCAUUACUCAACGCGCUUUGGAACACGGAGGUGGGACGGAGCAAUGGCAUCAACAUACGAGACACCAAUGUGUUGCUCUCCAAAGAAUUCACCAAAACUGUCCGCGUCGGACCCAGCCCCGAUUUCUGGCAUCUUGACUUCCUGCGCCCCGUACAUUGGAUCUUGUGGAGUCCACAGGCCGGUAAAGCUGUUGUGAUUAUUCCGGAAGAAGCGGAAGUCUUGAUCCCGAUUCUGCGUAAUGCCAACCCAGGGAUCAGCUACCUGAUUGUCUACGCGGCACCAAUCACCAAGGAGAUGUUGCAUUUUGACUCAUUUCGCUAUUACACAAUCCCGAAACUCGAGACUGAUAUGCCGCCGUCGGUGAGAAUGGACCUUGGAAUUCUGGCCGGUCGAUUGUAUUUCAAGUUCGAAGACUAUAGCGGUAUCCUCGAGUCUGUUCGUCCCCGUCAUAAGGUGCCAAGUGAAGAAAGUCAGAGCUCAGGAACUGGACAGCUUGUGAAAGCGCCAAUCAAAUUCUUAGAGGAAUGGUUUGCCUUGACGCGCAAAGGUCAAGACUUUACCUACACCCCGAUGGGCUACGUCUGCCAAGGUCGGAAAUUGAGCAGUGACCAUCCGUUCUUCAUGCCUAGCAACACUUUGGGACACGCUCAUCAUGAUGGAAUGAGUACUCGUACUCCUCCAGGCUCGGAUAGUGUGAGCUACCAGAAGGCUUUCCGAAUGUUAUGGCAUUUGGUGUGGGCUCUAUUUUGGUUUGCUGUUGUUCUGUUCGUUUUGUGAAAGUCAAUAGGCUGG
Molecule: messenger RNA, 9336 nt
Organism: Aspergillus sclerotioniger CBS 115572
Lineage: Eukaryota; Fungi; Ascomycota; Eurotiomycetes; Eurotiales; Aspergillaceae
Exons: 7
Coding region: 1-9321 (3106 amino acids)
Source: RefSeq, a predicted model, not a curated record